Molecule: messenger RNA, 795 nt
Organism: Aspergillus eucalypticola CBS 122712
Lineage: Eukaryota; Fungi; Ascomycota; Eurotiomycetes; Eurotiales; Aspergillaceae
Exons: 2
Source: RefSeq, a predicted model, not a curated record
UGUCGCUUGGCCAACUGGUCAGCUCCAACGCCCAUACAAAGUGGGCCGGCCGGCCGACCACCCGCACGCCGCAAUCCGCAGCCAUCCACGGCCAUCCCGGCCGCCUCGCUGCCUCGCCAUCCGCGCGCGCGCCCUACCCCCCAUCCCGGCCCGUCUCUCCCCGCGGCGCCUCGCAUCACCCCAUCUCACCCGGCCAACUGGUCAAUUCCCUUCGCCAGCACGCACGCAACUCGCCGCGGGCACCGGACGCCUGCCUGCCUGGCCCUCGCCGUGAGCGCCGGCCGUGAUUCGUGGGGGACGCCCACCGGCCCACCGCGUCCUGGCGACCGUCUCGCGCGGCCAACUGGUCAACGGCCCUUGGACGCGCACAAGGGCCCGGACGGCCUCCUUGCCUUGACGCCGUUCGAGCCAAGUCAACGCGAUUUGAUUCCAGAUCCAUCCCUUCCUUCCUCGGCGAAGUCGAAUGGCCAACUGGCGUAUGAAGUUGGUCGAAGAGAAGGAGGGAGGGACCCUGGCUCAUGGCCGGGGGUCCCAUCCCAGAGCCCCCUCCAACCGCCCGGCGCUGCCGGACCUGUCAGUGGGGGAGGUGUAUAACACAAAUCUAGCCAAGGACGGGCUGACGCUCAGCGACUCGUAGCAACAAGGCUACUUGACCGCGUACACGACCCGCUUGGUCACUUCAGUCGUCUGCAGAGGAUUCAUCCCCGCGCGAGGUGACAUUGCAAUUCGCCAGCCAGCUCCCAGGGGCUUCUCCCUAGGAGCCGUCGCCAGCCUGCUGAGGUGCAUGGCCCGGAG